AUGAACCUAGUUUAUUUGCUCCCCUACUUCAUCCUGCUUGGCCAUCCCUUCCACCAUCGGGCCUCUGCCACUCCGCUGCUCAAAAGCACCGCAAGCAUCGAAAGGGAAAGAAAACUCGGAGCGGCUGGGGCCUCUGCCCCUGGGUUUUUGCAGGGAAAGCUCGGAUUCUCACAGCCUGCAAGCGUCGAAUCGGAAAGAAACUUGGGAGAGAUCGGAAUUAAGCCCGAUUCCAGCAGUCCUCGUCACGCUCCUGUUGACGAUGAUAGCUACUGGCAGCUAUCCGAUGAACAGGGAGGAGUGUCCGUCGGUAAAUCAGGAAUGUUGUCACAGUUACUGCAUGUAUUCAAGAAGCCAGAGAAGGGUGGCUAUGAAAGACUCUCAAAAGAACCGGAACGGUACCCCUCUAACCUGGACUCGAAUUACGAGAGCAGUCCUCGUCACACUCCCGGUGACGAUGACAGCUACUGGGAGCUACCCGAUGAACAGGGAGGAGUGUCCUCAGAGAACGGUGGCUAUGAAAGACUCUCAAAAGAACCGCAACUGCCUCCCUACCUGGAAUCAAUUCUUACUUCUGAAGACAAGGAAAAUCAACUUGAAGUGUUCCUAACCGGUAGAAUACUAGACGACAACGAGGCAAAAUAUUUGCAAGCGCAGGCUCGAAAGAUUAACUCGAUUGAAAAACUAUUCCAGCGCUUCGCAAAUGUGGUCGGGGGACGAGUUGCAAAUUGGGAUGUAAAGGAACAGCCUGCGAUAGAGGAACCAGCGGAAGCGCUCCGAACCAAUGGAAUACUCAACACAAACCCGCUAAGAUUUUUCUUUGCGCAAACGCCUGGACAGUCUGCGCGCCCAAAACAGCCCUCCCCGAUACAAGACACGGCUUCCGAGAGGUACAAGACGAAGUUGUUGUUUUUGGACGUGUUCAGCGAAGUCUGUUUCCUGACAGGAAACGACGACGACGAUCUAGCCAAGAUGGUGAUUUAUGUGAAAGCAAUUGCCGAUGUGACUGUCGUUAAGGCAUCUGACACCGAGUGGAUAAAGGAGAUGAAAGCAAGGAACCGAAAACAUCUCAAGGAUAUGUGGCCGAUGCUGGGCUACCAGCCUAAAAGCGACCAAGCCAAACUUCUCUUGAGAGCUUUAAGAAACCUAUGCUCUUUUCCAGAGAAUCUCCAACUUGGUAUCUAA
Puccinia triticina is the source of this 1182-nucleotide messenger RNA. RefSeq lists its product as uncharacterized. The record is from RefSeq and is a predicted model, not a curated record. Lineage: Eukaryota; Fungi; Basidiomycota; Pucciniomycetes; Pucciniales; Pucciniaceae. The transcript is spliced from 8 exons. The coding region runs from base 1 to 1182 and encodes 393 amino acids.